This is a messenger RNA of Aaosphaeria arxii CBS 175.79, 2322 nucleotides long. RefSeq lists its product as uncharacterized. Bases 340 to 2085 code for a protein of 581 amino acids. Gene Ontology annotation, biological process: amino acid transmembrane transport. The record is from RefSeq and is a predicted model, not a curated record. The transcript has a single exon. NCBI's taxonomy places the organism in Eukaryota, Fungi, Ascomycota, Dothideomycetes, Pleosporales. Gene Ontology annotation, molecular function: amino acid transmembrane transporter activity.
CACGGCUGUCCAGAACUUCUUUCCAAAACCCCAACUUCUUCAUUCUUCAAUCUCAUCAUCUUAAUUUUCCUUCUUUCGCUGACUCGCUAACAUAAUCAUCUGUCGUGGUUCAUUCUCGUGGGCACGAGAUUGUGUGUCAAUUGCCACUGUGAAGCUUUCAUCAGGUGAAUAUCUGAUGAUGUCAACCACGGACCAACUCUGACUUUUCCACCGCGACCCCUGCCAGCAACAACGAACACUAUAUUAUUUUCUAUCUUUUCCACUGUCCAGAGUUCGACGUAGCUGACGUCACUGACGAACACAAUCUCUAUACAUUGUGGGACACAUCUUAUACCAACCAUGAGCGACACUCCCAACUCCGGCAGGGAUACUACCCAGGACAUCCAGGAAGCCAAAAUCCUGUCCAAGCAUCUUGAUCCAAGUUACCAUGCCGACUUUGAUGGGACCCUAGUGGCAGAGGAAAACAGCGGAGAAUCUUCGAACUCUGUAGACCAGGCUACAGCCGAGUCGUCGUUGCGACUGCUGGGCGGAGAUGUCCACAGAGACCUGUACAAGAUCAAUGCAAGGUCCAAGCGUGCCAAACUGCAUCAACGAGCGGCGACCUUUUCCCACCCAUCCGAUUUUGUAGAACCUGACCACGAUGGACCAGCUGUUCACGAGCAACUAGUUCCAGGAGGUUUCAGGAGGCAAUUCCUUGAGCGACAAAGCAGGCGUGUUAGUUACAUUGCUGCUCCAGUCACCCGCAACUUUGUCUCUUUCCUCGAUCUCUACGGGAGCUUCGCAGGAGAAGACUUGGCGGAAACGGACGACGAAGAUGCCAUUGAAGAUGAAGAAGAUGAAGAGGCUGGCGAGAGGAGGCCGCUGCUCCCAAGACGCAGGAGCACUAAGAGACUCCGAGGCCAAGGCGACGCGUCAAAUGUGAAGACAUUCUUCACCUUACUAAAGGCUUUCAUUGGUACUGGCAUCAUGUUUCUUCCGAAAGCUUUCAAAAACGGCGGAAUACUAUUCUCCUCGAUCACUCUCCUGGUCGUAUCAAUUGUCACCUCGCUAUGCUUUCACCUCCUGCUACAAUGCCGCAGCCAGUAUGGUGGUGGUUACGGUGAAUUGGGCGAAGCAAUUGGUGGCAGGAGACUGCGCUCCCUGAUUCUCAUAUCCAUCACCAUCUCGCAGAUUGGUUUUGUUUGUGCUGGCUUAAUCUUCACGGCUGACAACUUCUUCUCUUUCUUGGCGGCUGUCUCUAAGAGCUCAAUGCCUGUUUCGGUCAAUGCACUCAUCGGUAUUCAACUUGUCGCUCUUGUUCCACUCUCGUUCAUACGGAAUAUAUCGAAACUUGGACCCGCCGCUCUCCUCGCUGACGUCUUCAUUCUUAUUGGACUCACAUACAUCUAUUGGUACGAUAUCAGCGCCAUUAUCUCUAUGGGAGGAUUCAACCCAACUAUCGAGUUGUUCAAUCCUCGGGACUUUACCCUGACUGUUGGUUCUGCAAUCUUUACCUUCGAGGGAAUUGGUCUCAUUCUCCCCAUCCAAUCGAGCAUGAAACACCCGGAACACUUCCGUAAGCUCCUAUUCAUUGUCAUGGUCAUCAUUACGAUUAUCUUUACUUCCGUCGGUUUCCUAUGCUAUGGCACCUUUGGAGAUCGCGUUAGUGUUGAGAUUAUCAACAACUAUCCCCAAAGCAGCAAACUCGUCAACGCAGUGCAGUUCCUAUAUGCACUGGCGGUGAUGGUCGGAGAACCCGUGCAGCUCUUCCCAGCUCUCCGCAUUAUCGAAAACAAAAUCUUCGGCCAUCGCUCCGGGAAAGCCGACACCCUUACCAAGUGGAAGAAGAACCUGUUCCGCACUUCGAUGGUGUUGGUCUGUGGCUUGAUCUCUGCCGUUGGUGCUACCAACCUCGACAAGUUCGUAGCAUUGAUAGGAAGUUUCGCCUGCGUGCCGUUGGUGUACAUCUACCCUGCUUACCUACACUACAAGGGUGUAGCUACUAAUUCCGCUGCAAAGGCUGGCGAUAUUGCGAUGAUGGUAGUUGGCGUCGUAGCAAUGGUGUACACAACCUGUAUCACCAUCGCUCGUUGGGCAGAGACUUGAAGAGAAGAAUUACGGAAUGUCGGAAGUUUGAAGAUCAGAGAUUGGUAAAAAGCAACAAGUGAAUUAUCUUGAUUACAAUGCAUACAUAGCAAAUGGAGUUUCGGGGGGGUUGGUUUCUUGCAUAUAAUCACGGGCAAUAAAAGGGUUGUUGUUUGAACCUGUUAGUCAUUCCUUUCCAUACAACCAAUUGAAAGACCAUUAUAUAAAGACUAUUAUGUACUCCAUGGGCUUAGGUGU